This is a messenger RNA of Homarus americanus (American lobster), 740 nucleotides long. RefSeq lists its product as uncharacterized. The coding region runs from base 2 to 658 and encodes 218 amino acids. The transcript has 2 exons. The record is from RefSeq and is a predicted model, not a curated record. NCBI's taxonomy places the organism in Eukaryota, Metazoa, Arthropoda, Malacostraca, Decapoda, Nephropidae.
CAUGGCGAGACUCCCUGUCAUCUGGUGCCUGGUUGUGGUGCUGGUGACAAGGAGGAUGUGUGUGUUCUCGGCUGCUGCUGCCAACACUACCUAUGACCUUCCAGGUUCACCACUAACGGUGCCACCGUCUGGACCAUCUUCCGACAUCUUUGGAUUUGUGGCGGCUGACCAACCUAACUUCCUGUUUGUGCCGGUGUUUUGGGACAAAGAGGUUAAACACGAGGUUCUUCGAGAUAAUCAAAUCAGGUUUGAGGCUCCAAGGAAUGACAAAGUGCAGGUUGCAGCCACAGUGAGCAAUCAGGUCAAGCUUAAAGCCCUAGAGAAUGACCAGAUCAAGUUAGGGGCCAUAGAGGAAAAUCAGGUCAUGUUUGAGGGCCAGGAGGGACAUGACACAGUAGAUGUUGCGAUAGUGCCAGAAGGUGAGUUACAGCUGCUGUUGUUGGCUCACAUCCCGACGAAGGGAGAGCCAGGCAUGCUGACCGAAGGAAAUUUGGGUGGUCGUAGAUCCUUGGCCACGAGGGAGCAACACGACGUUCUCCCUCGUUCCCCAACACAUUCUUCCUCUGCCUCCUCCUUCGAGUACGUCUUCUUGAAGUCUUCCUCAUUUGACUAUAUUAUUUUUAAUGAAACAGACCACACCAUUAACUGGUAUGGUUAGAGGAUUGGAAUGAGCCAAGAGGUGGAAAAAAUAAAAUAAAUUCAUAGAACAAUUAUGUGUGUGUGUGUAGACACACACAAAA